This is a messenger RNA of Corylus avellana, 1866 nucleotides long. RefSeq lists its product as uncharacterized. Lineage: Eukaryota; Viridiplantae; Streptophyta; Magnoliopsida; Fagales; Betulaceae. The record is from RefSeq and is a predicted model, not a curated record.
UUUCUCUUUCUUCCCCGUGUGGGUUCGAGCCGUACACUAAUGCUUAGAUUGCGCACAAUCUGAACGAAAAGGAAAAACAAAAGCCAAAGCGGAGAGAGAGAGAGAGAGAGAGAGGGGGAGAGAGAGAGCGUGCAACGGUCGAAGCAUCUAAUCAUAUUGUUCUUCACGAGAAAAAGCUUAUACCCAUCAAACCUCUCUAUCUCUUUUCCUGUUUUUUAUUAUUAUUAUUUUUAUUUUUGGGGUUUUGAUUUACGAGCUAAAAUGAGAGAGAACGGAAAAGAAAACUAAAGCGAAAGAAAUUGAGAAAGCAUCUGCCAAUGCCUUUUCCUCUGCUUCCUUUUUGAGCUUCAAAACAAUGGCCGACGAUCUCUGUUCCUUCACCAAGGAUAUUUUUGUCAUAAAGGUACCCAAGAAAUCUCCAUUGGCGUUGAGGAUGAUUGUCUUGGUCUUUGCGAUGGUCUGUGGCGUGUAUAUAUGCUCAAUUUGUGUGAAGCAAAUUAGCACACACAGCAAGGCCGGAUUUCUGAAUAUCCCAGUGACCCAAAAGGCCUGUCCAGAACCAUAUAUUGAACCAUGGGAAAUUCCUUAUGUGCACUACCCUAAACCUAAAACUUAUAGCAGGGAUGGAUGUGCAUGUAAUCCCGUGCGGUAUUUUGCCAUUUUGUCUAUGCAGAGAUCUGGGAGUGGAUGGUUUGAGACAUUGUUAAACAAUCACACUAACAUAAGCUCUAAUGGAGAGAUUUUCUCUGUUAAAGUUAGGAGAAGUAAUAUCUCAACAAUCGUUGAGACUUUGGACAAAAUUUAUAAUCUCGACUGGCUCAGUAGUGCCUCAAAGAAUGAGUGUACAGCUGCAGUUGGCUUAAAGUGGAUGCUUAAUCAGGGUCUGAUGCAACAUCAUACAGAAAUAAUAGAUUACUUUAAUAGUCGGGGAGUUUCGGUUAUAUUUCUCUUCCGAAGGAAUCUUCUGCGUAGGAUGAUUUCAGUGCUUGCGAAUUUAUAUGAUCGAGAUGCUAAGCUAUUAAACGGAACACACAAGUCUCAUGUGCAUUCACCCCACGAGGCAGAGAUACUUGCAAAGUACAAGCCUAUACUCAAUGCAACACUGCUGAUACCCAAUCUGAAGCAAGUGGAAGAGACGACUGCGAAAGCUUUGGAGUACUUCAAGAGCACCCGGCACAUCAUUCUGUACUAUGAGGACAUAGUUAAAAACCGCACUAUGCUAAUAGAUGUUCAAGAUUUCCUGAAGGUUCCUCAUAGGGAACUAAAGAGUCGUCAGGUGAAGAUACACAAAGGUUCUCUAUCUAAUCAGAUAGGGAACUGGGAUGAUGUCGAAAAGAUGGUCAAGGGAACUCAUUAUGAAAGUUUCCUCCAUGCAGAUUAUUGAAAGUAUAGCACUGGUGAUAUGUAUAUAGGAUUCUCCGUUCUUUAACCCUUUUCUUCUUAUCCUUAAAUUUUUUCUUUUUUUUUUUUUUUGCCACAAGAUCCAACAGGACACCACCCUGUUGAAAUUUUGGCUGUGGCACUUGCGUUUUGCUUUCAGCUUUGUUUUUCUUUUUUUCCCUUACCAACUAAUAUUUUAUUGAUUCUUUUCUUUUUCCCCUUCCUUUUUGUAUGAACUUUGAGCUGAUCAAGAAUGCAGUUUCACCCAGGAAAAUUUUUGUCUAUAUAGAUGUACUUGAAGAUAUGACAAAUUGAGGACAAUCUAAUUUAGGAUUCUUUUAGGAAGUUUUGAAGAAAGUUGCAUGUUAUUUGGUUGCAAGUGAUAAUUUGUUUUUUCCUUUUGAAGGCAAUUUUAGUUAAUUAUUAUAUUUAGGAUAAUCUAGUUUGUAAAAUCUGAUGAGUCUGGGUUUACCGAUUCAAUUUGUU